CCCAAAAGGCUGUUAAAAACUGACCAUUCUCUCUAUGAUGUAUUUUUUCCGUUGACUUUCUUAAAUUUCCAAACUCUCUAAAUUUCUCUUCAUUUCUCCAUUUUCUCAAAAGCGAAUUAUGGAAAUUACCCCCUCUCCAUCUCCUCCUCCUUCAGGGAGAUUCAAACUUUUUGACCAAUUAGAAUUGCAAGAAUUCAACGACAAAUACGUGAUCAAAUCCGUUGAAUCUCCUAAUCGUGGCUUCUCUAUCAGUCGCCUCCACGGCGAUAUCCAGCCUCUUAAUAAUGAUAAUGAUGGUGGUGGUUGUGAUGAAAGCUCAGUUAGUCCGUCAAAAACCUCCGUGAUUUACGGCGUCGUCGGCACAAUUAGAUUGGUCGUAGGAACGUACAUGCUUGUGAUAAUUUCGCGGAAAGAAGUUGGAAAAUUUCUUGGUUUUCCUGUUUUCCGAAUUGCUGCGAUGAAGUUUUUGCCUUGCAAUGAGGCAUUGAAGUUUUCUACUGCGCAAGAAAAAAGAGAUGAGGCCUACUUUAUGAAUCUGUUGAAAGUGGUGGAGUCAACUCCAGGGCUGUAUUAUUCGUAUGAGACGGAUAUAACUUUGAAUUUGCAGCGAAGAUGUAAAUUAGCAGAAGGGUGGAUGAGUAAACCGAUUUGGAAAUCAGCUGACCCUCGAUUUGUUUGGAACAAAAGUCUUUUGGAAGAACUUAUUGAGUUUAAGCUUGAUGAGUUCAUCAUUCCUCUACUUCAAGGAAGCUUUGGAGCUGCACAGCUAAAGAUAAAAGAGUCAUCUGCCACAGUUACAUUAGUUUCAAGAAGGUGUACUCGGCGUCUAGGGACACGAAUGUGGAGGAGAGGAGCUAACCUUGAAGGAGACACUGCUAACUUUAUUGAAACUGAGCAAUUGCUGGAGCUUGAAGGUUACAGAUCUUCAUUGUUGCAGAUUCGAGGUUCGAUUCCCCUACUUUGGGAGCAGAUUGUUGAUUUGAGCUAUAGACCAUGUCUUAGAAUCAUUAGUCAUGAGCAGACGUCAAAAGUUGUUGAGCGCCAUUUCCAUGAUCUUUACCAACGAUAUGGGGACACCAUGGCAGUUGACUUAACCAAUAAACAUGGUGAUGAGGGUCAAUUAAGCACAGCUUAUGCUGCUGAAAUGCAAAAGCUUCCAAAUGUGAGAUAUGUUCCGUUUGAUUUUCAUCAUGUCUGUGGCAACUCAAACUUCGAUAAUCUUCAAAUUCUAUAUAAUCAAAUCUCAGACGACUUCCAAAAGCAAGGAUAUAUCCUCAUAGACGCAGAAGGAAACAUAUUGGAAGAGCAGAAAGGCAUUAUUAGAUCUAACUGCAUUGACUGCUUGGAUCGAACAAAUGUUACCCAGAGUUUUCUUGGUCAGAAGUCUUUAACCAUGCAAAUGCAAAGAAUAGGAGUGCUUUCUUCUAUUGAGUUUAUUACCAUGUUCAGUGAAGAAUAUGGAAAGUUCAGAGCAUUGUGGGCUGAGCAAGGUGAUGAGGUCAGCCUUGAAUAUGCCGGCACUCAUGCUUUGAAAGGGGAUUUAGUUAGAUAUGGAAGACAGACUAUAGGAGGAAUAAUCAAAGAUGGGAUGAGUGCCCUUUCAAGAUACUAUCUGAACAAUUUUCAAGAUGGAGUUCGCCAGGACGCAUUAGAUCUUAUAAGUGGCCAUUAUAGUGUCAGCAGAAAUGGUCCUUCACCAUUCCAGCUUAACGGAUUCGAAUCACUCUCUUAUCUUCCGGUGGCAUCAGCUGCAUCAGCUUUGAUUAUUGGAGGUUUAACAAUAACAUCUGUCACGAUUCAGCAAGCGGGACGACAGGCGCAGCAGUAUUUGUCAACUGUUAUCUGGGCUGGAGUGACUGCUGGAGUUAUGGCAGUUGUUAAAGCUAACGGGAGGCAGUUUUGUUCUAGGCCGCGCUUGUGUGGUCUUAUGUAAGUUCUGAAGCGGUUGUGCUGCAUUUUAGAAACCUUUACAGGAUAUUUAUCUUAUAGUUUACAUGAAAUAAUGUUGAAUAUUCUUUAUUUUAAUUAAUUGUUAUCAGCAUUUCGUAUCCAAAUAUAUAAUGUAAACUCUAAGAUGGUGUUGCAUCUUGGACUUUAUUAAUAA
Molecule: messenger RNA, 2104 nt
Organism: Populus nigra (black poplar)
Lineage: Eukaryota; Viridiplantae; Streptophyta; Magnoliopsida; Malpighiales; Salicaceae
Product: phosphoinositide phosphatase SAC8
Exons: 20
Coding region: 119-1933 (604 amino acids)
Biological process (GO): phosphatidylinositol dephosphorylation
Cellular component (GO): endoplasmic reticulum
Molecular function (GO): phosphatidylinositol-4-phosphate phosphatase activity
Source: RefSeq, a predicted model, not a curated record